ACACGGAUUUUUUUUCAGAUGGGGUAAUUUGACUCACGGUUGUAUAAAUUACACUUCUGAACAGUUAAAGACAUUUGUACAUAAUCAUACACAACGUAUAAUGUGCCUGAUGUAUUUUGAAUGUAUUCUGGCAGCGUUAGUACUUCUACUCAUUUGUAUAUACUUUCCUGGAAAACCUCCCCUACCUCCUACUGCUUCGGCUCAUUUGGAUAGGCUGGACUUCAUCACUUCCUUUAAACUUCUAAGAAAAAAUACAAAUUUCUGGAUUAUAUCUUUGGGUUAUGCCAUUACUAACUCGACAUUUGCUAACUGGAUUAGCAUGUUAGGGGUUGCGUUAGAAUCGUUAAAUAUCACACAGAAUGAAUCCAGUAGAAUGGCCACAUUCGCAACAUUAAUCGGUUGCAUCCUUUCUCUUUUCAUGGCAAGGUAA
Molecule: messenger RNA, 430 nt
Organism: Centruroides sculpturatus (bark scorpion)
Lineage: Eukaryota; Metazoa; Arthropoda; Arachnida; Scorpiones; Buthidae
Product: disrupted in renal carcinoma protein 2 homolog
Exons: 5
Coding region: 101-430 (109 amino acids)
Cellular component (GO): membrane
Source: RefSeq, a predicted model, not a curated record